Molecule: messenger RNA, 1389 nt
Organism: Aspergillus wentii DTO 134E9
Lineage: Eukaryota; Fungi; Ascomycota; Eurotiomycetes; Eurotiales; Aspergillaceae
Gene: erg8
Product: phosphomevalonate kinase
Exons: 2
Coding region: 1-1389 (462 amino acids)
Biological process (GO): ergosterol biosynthetic process; isopentenyl diphosphate biosynthetic process, mevalonate pathway
Cellular component (GO): peroxisome
Molecular function (GO): ATP binding; phosphomevalonate kinase activity
Source: RefSeq, a predicted model, not a curated record
AUGUCCGGUCAAAUCCCCACAGCAACAGCCCUGUCCGCCCCAGGCAAGGUCCUUUUGACAGGAGGCUACCUCGUUCUUGACCGCAACUACACAGGCACGGUCUUUGCUCUUGACGCCAGAAUCCAUGCUAUCGUUGAGCAGCAGAAAAAGACACCGUCAGAUGCCGCUGACAAGGAGAACGAAGACACGGUUACUGUUCGUUCACCUCAGUUUGUCGAUGCCAUCUGGGAUUAUAGCGUGCACCGAUGUGAAAAUGGUGGUGGGGUGAGGGUCCAGCAGAAAGGCAAUGGACCACGGAAUCCCUUUGUCGAAACCUCUUUGAACUACGCCUUGACCUAUAUCGGCUACGUCGCUGAUUCCAAGGCCUUCGGAUCGUUGUCCAUUACUAUUCUCGCAGACAAUGACUACUAUUCCGAAACUGCUUUCUCUAAAGAUGCCGGGUCUCAAGGUCGGUUCGUGAACUUUGGCGUCCCACUGCACGAGGCGCACAAGACAGGUCUUGGCUCUUCAGCUGCUUUGGUCACUGCUUUGGUAUCUUCCCUGGUCAUCCAUCGUACCAUGCAACCUGAUGACAUCGGUGCUGGCCGCGAUAAACUUCAUAACUUAGCUCAGGCAGCCCACUGUGCAGCGCAGGGUAAGGUCGGUUCCGGAUUCGAUGUUGCUGCAGCAAUCUACGGGUCUUGUUUGUACCGUCGCUUCUCUCCUUCCAUCCUAGAGUCAAUUGGCGACGCGGGCUCCCCUGGGUUCGAAGAGCGAUUGUUCGCUGUCGUGGAAGAUGCCGACCCUCAGCAUCCCUGGGAUACCGAAUGUGUGGAUUUCGGUAUGAGACUUCCUCGAGGCAUGCAGAUGGUUUUGUGCGAUGUCGAUUGCGGGUCGCACUCCCCGUCUAUGGUCAAGAAGAUUCAGGAAUGGCGAAAGCAAAACCAGAAGGAGGCGGAUGAGCUCUGGGUGGCCCUUCAAACGAACAACGAAAACCUCCGUUUGGAGCUGAAGCGGCUGGCGCAAAGCUCCGAUGCGGCCGCGUCUGGGGACUAUACUGACGUCCGCACUUACAUCCAACGCUCGCGCGCCUACAUCCAGACGAUGACCCGCAAGUCAAACGUCCCGAUUGAGCCGAUUGUACAGACCGAGCUUCUAGAUGCUGUGUCCGCGAUCGAUGGAGUGGUUGGAGGCGUGGUCCCUGGCGCGGGUGGAUACGAUGCCAUUGUGCUCCUUAUCCAGGACAAGCCCGAAGUGAUCCAACGACUGAACACUCUGUUUGAGAACUGGACGAGCAAGGUGGAAGACGACUUUGGAGGGAAGAUUGACACGGUCCGACUCCUUGGCGUGCGACAUGGGUCGGAAGGAGUGAAGAACGAAAUGCUUGAGCAGUAUAAUGGCUGGGUAUAA